Molecule: messenger RNA, 2481 nt
Organism: Hypomesus transpacificus
Lineage: Eukaryota; Metazoa; Chordata; Actinopteri; Osmeriformes; Osmeridae
Product: atrial natriuretic peptide receptor 1-like
Exons: 20
Coding region: 61-2481 (806 amino acids)
Biological process (GO): receptor guanylyl cyclase signaling pathway; protein phosphorylation; intracellular signal transduction
Cellular component (GO): membrane
Molecular function (GO): peptide receptor activity; protein kinase activity; ATP binding
Source: RefSeq, a predicted model, not a curated record
CCCUCUGUGUCUUCUUCAGUGGUGUACCUGUGCUGCUCCAAGGACACAUUCCGCAGGCUGAUGGUGCAGUUUUGGAGGGAAGGUCUUCCAGCGGAGGACUACGUGUUCUUCUUCAUGGACCUGUUCGGGCGCAGCCUGGACGAGCAGCCGGCCAGACCCUGGUACCGUGGCGACGAUGACGACCAGGCAGCCAGGGAGGCCUUCAGGAGUGUGAAAAUCUUGACCUACAGGGAACCACAGAACCCAGAGUAUAAGGAGUUUGUCUCUCAGUUGAAGAUAGACGCCGGGGACAAGUUCAACUUCACCAUCGACGACUCACUGAUCAACGGGAUUGCGGGCUCCUUCUAUGACGGAGUGAUGCUCUACUCUCAUGUCUUGAAUGAGACUCUGGAGCAGACCGGGGGGCUCCGCCCACACGGUGAUGUCAUCACCAAGAGGAUGUGGAACAGGACCUACCAUGGAGUAACAGGGCUGGUGGAUAUAGAUGAGAAUGGAGAUCGGGAGAUUGACUUUGCUCUCUGGGAUAUGACUGACACAGACACUGGAGUCUUCCAGAUUGUGUGUGUGUAUAACACUGGGAGGAAGAAGUUGCUUCUGCAACCAGGAAUGGUGAUCCAGUGGCCAGGAGGCUCCGCCCCCCAGGACAUCCCUGACUGUGGCUUCAAGAACGACAACGUGGCCUGCCUCGCCCGCACAGUGACCAUGCACCAAAUGGUGGCUGUUGUGGUGUGCUUCAUCCUCGUCAUCAUCGUCACCGUCACCAUCUUCAUCUACAGGAAGCUGAAGCUGGAGAGUGAGCUGGCUGCUCAGCUGUGGAGGAUCCACUGGGAGGACAUCCAGAUGAACAACAUGGAGAAGGUUCUACGCAGGGCCUGCAGCAGGCUCACCAUCUCCAUGAGAGGCUCCAACUAUGGCUCCCUGUUGACCAUGGAGGGAAACUUCCAGAUCUAUGCCAAGACAGGCUACUACAAGGGCAACAUCACGGCCAUUAAAUACGUCAACAACAAGAAACGCAUUGAACUGACCCGGAAGGUGCUCUUUGAGCUCAAACAUAUGCGUGAUGUUCAGAAUGAACACCUGACCCGCUUCAUAGGAGCCUGCAUCGACCCUCCCAACAUCUGCAUCAUCACCGAGUACUGUCCUAGAGGCAGCCUGCAGGAUCUCAUGGAGAGUGAUAGCAUCACCUUGGACUGGAUGUUUCGAUACUCACUCAUCAACGACAUUGUGAAGGGAAUGGCCUUUCUCCACAACAGCGUGAUUGUAUCCCACGGCAACCUCAAAUCAUCCAACUGCGUGGUGGACAGUCGCUUUGUACUGAAGAUCACUGAUUAUGGUCUGGCCAGCUUCCACAGAGAUUCCAACAUGGACGACACGCACGCCUACUAUGCCCGGAAGCUGUGGACCGCCCCAGAGCUGCUGUGUGCAGAGAGCCCCCCUCCCUGUGGGAGCCAGAAGGGAGACAUCUACAGCUUCAGCAUCGUGCUGCAGGAGCUGGCUCUGCUGCGGGGCGUCUUCUACCUGGAGGGAGACCCGCUCAGCCCCAAAGAGAUAGUAGAGAGAGUGGGUCGAGGCGAGUGUCCGUACCUGCGGCCCUCUCUCUGCUCUCAGAGUCACAGCGAGGAUCUGGCUCAGCUCAUGCAGCGCUGCUGGAGCCAGGACCCCUCUGACAGACCAGAGUUCAACCACAUCAAACUGCUGCUUCGAAAACACAACAGAGGCUAUGGCUCCAACAUCCUGGACAACCUGCUGUCUCGCAUGGAGCAGUACGCCAACAACCUGGAGGAGCAGGUGGAGGAGAGGACCCAGGCCUACCACGAGGAGAAGCGCAAGGCCGAGGCCCUGCUCUACCAGAUACUACCCCACUCAGUGGCGGAGCAGCUGAAGAGAGGGGAGACAGUGCAGGCCGAGGCGUUUGACUCAGUCACCAUCUACUUCAGUGACAUUGUGGGAUUCACAGCCAUCUCUGCGGAGAGCUCCCCCAUGCAGGUGGUGACCCUUUUAAAUGACCUCUACACCUGCUUUGAUGCCAUCAUUGACAACUUUGAUGUUUACAAGGUGGAGACGAUAGGUGAUGCGUACAUGGUGGUGUCGGGGCUCCCGGUGCGGAACGGAAAGCAGCACGGUCGGGAGAUCGCCCGCAUGUCUCUGUCCCUGCUGGAGGCUGUCAAAACCUUCCGGAUCAGACACAGACCCAACCAGCAGCUACGCCUGCGAAUAGGCAUCCACAGUGGUCCAGUGUGUGCUGGGGUGGUGGGUCUGAAGAUGCCAAGGUACUGUCUGUUUGGAGACACAGUGAACACAGCGUCUCGGAUGGAGUCCAACGGAGAAGCUCUGAAGAUCAACGUGUCGGAGGCGACCCGGGCCGUGUUGGAGGACUUCCACUGCUUCCAGCUGGAGCUGCGAGGAGACGUGGAGAUGAAGGGCAAAGGUCGCAUGAGGACCUACUGGCUGCUAGGAGAGAGCAGCCCACACACACCCUGA